Aspergillus saccharolyticus JOP 1030-1 is the source of this 1425-nucleotide messenger RNA. Its product is annotated as C2H2-type zinc finger protein. The record is from RefSeq and is a predicted model, not a curated record. The coding region runs from base 176 to 1255 and encodes 359 amino acids. The transcript has 3 exons. Gene Ontology annotation, cellular component: nucleus. Gene Ontology annotation, biological process: regulation of transcription by RNA polymerase II. Lineage: Eukaryota; Fungi; Ascomycota; Eurotiomycetes; Eurotiales; Aspergillaceae. Gene Ontology annotation, molecular function: RNA polymerase II cis-regulatory region sequence-specific DNA binding; DNA-binding transcription factor activity, RNA polymerase II-specific.
UCGAUCAUCUAUACCUGAUCUUCCUGUCUCCCUUGUCUUUCCUCCUUGGCUCCUAGAGCAGUUGCCUGUCGCUUUUUUGUUUGUUGUGUCCCUACCUUCCUAGGGAUACUCCGAUCGUCAACGUCAACCACGCCUGCUUUUCUUAGUUCGCUACGCGCGAUAACCACUAUUCUCCAUGACGAUGGUCAUUGAAAAUCAAACUCGCCAGUACGGCGGGAUGGGCUUCGAUAGCGUCUAUCAACACAACAUCCACCACAAUCCGCCUCAGUUCACCGAUCCAUGGGCCGCUGCUCAAACCUCCUCCCACUCCAACCCUUCCAUCUAUGCGACGUCCCUGGCACCCAGCCCCAUUGCUCUCAACCAUGUCAAGCAGGAGGAAGUGAGCCGGCCGGCCGCCAUGUCCAUGUCAUAUCCUAGCAUCCCCGUUUCUGCUCCUUCUAUGGUUACCGGAAGCAACUAUUCCACGGCCACGGCCACGAGCUACCCCGGACCAGAGAUGAUGGGAUUGUCGCACGAUAUUCCACGCACAUCGUUCGACCAGGCUCCCGCUUACACUACAGCUUCCCCAAUGACCACCUAUGCGCCAGCAAGCUACGCUCCCUUGAGCUACGCUCCGCACAUGCACCAAGAUCGAAGGAUCUCUCAUGCGGACGCUCGUGUCAGUCAAUCGCAUCCCGCUUCCGCUCCGACGUACGGUGACGCUCUGGACGCGAGCCGUGGUAUGGUCGCGCUCAGCCAGGAUCUGACGCCUCGCAACAUCUAUGGUCCUCGCAGCACGCGGGGCUCUGGCGACUCAUACGGAUUUCCCUCGACUCACUCCUCGGGAUCUUCGAUCUCCUCCACCAGCAACUACCCCUACUACAGCGCUUCCGUGGGAUCCGUGGAUUCUUCCGUUACCGACUACAGCUCGACCACCUCGGAAUCCUACGAGAACGGUCAUUUGUCACGGACACUUCCCCGCCCAUCUAACCUGUUGACGGGAAGCGCACCACCUGGACCCCAGUCGAUGAUGAGUCAGUUUAGCUCCAAGAUGCCGUCCAACACACAGAAGAAGCACAAGUGCAAGGUGUGUGACAAGCGAUUCACCCGCCCGUCGUCGCUCCAGACCCAUAUGUAUAGUCACACUGGCGAAAAGCCAUUUGCAUGUGACGUGGAAGGCUGCGGUCGUCACUUCUCGGUUGUCUCAAACCUGCGCAGACACAAGAAGGUUCACAAGGGAGAAAAGGAGGGCGCAUCCGGCGACGACGAGGAGUAAACGAUCACCCUCCUGGUUGACCUCGUUCACGUCGAACGCCUCUCUCAACCCUGCCACAGCGGAGAGGGGCAAAUUCAACAUUUCAUUUCAAGGGCGCGCGAUGAUCACAUUGUGCGACCCAACCUGUCAUCAAUGAUGGGGCCCUCCUCCUUUGUACAACAGCAUCGAUU